Molecule: messenger RNA, 3540 nt
Organism: Saccharomyces eubayanus
Lineage: Eukaryota; Fungi; Ascomycota; Saccharomycetes; Saccharomycetales; Saccharomycetaceae
Gene: PYC2
Product: pyruvate carboxylase 2
Exons: 1
Coding region: 1-3540 (1179 amino acids)
Biological process (GO): pyruvate metabolic process; gluconeogenesis
Cellular component (GO): cytoplasm
Molecular function (GO): ATP binding; metal ion binding; pyruvate carboxylase activity
Source: RefSeq, a predicted model, not a curated record
AUGAGCAGCAAGAAAUUGGCCGGUUUGAGAGACAAUUUCAGUCUACUGGGCGAAAAGAACAAGAUCUUGGUCGCUAACAGAGGUGAGAUCCCUAUCAGAAUUUUCAGGUCCGCCCAUGAGCUGUCCAUGAGGACCAUCGCCAUAUACUCGCACGAAGACCGUCUUUCCACACAUAGGCUGAAGGCGGACGAGGCAUACGUCAUCGGCGAAGAGGGCCAAUACACUCCCGUGGGUGCGUACUUGGCCAUGGACGAGAUCAUCGCGAUCGCAAAGAAGCACAAAGUUGACUUUAUCCACCCAGGUUACGGGUUCUUGUCUGAGAAUUCCGAGUUCGCUGACAAAGUGGUGAAGGCAGGCAUCACUUGGAUCGGGCCUCCCGCUGAAGUCAUCGAAUCUGUGGGUGACAAGGUUUCCGCCAGAAACCUCGCAGCAAGGGCCAAUGUCCCCACCGUUCCCGGUACUCCAGGUCCCAUAGAGACCGUACAGGAAGCACAGGACUUCGUCGAUAAAUAUGGCUACCCUGUCAUCAUCAAGGCCGCCUUUGGCGGUGGUGGUAGAGGUAUGAGAGUGGUAAGAAAAGGUGACGACGUGGGUGAUGCGUUCCAGCGUGCUACGUCUGAGGCCCGCACCGCAUUCGGUAAUGGUACCUGUUUCGUGGAGAGAUUCUUGGACAAGCCAAAACAUAUUGAAGUCCAGUUGCUAGCCGAUAACCACGGUAAUGUGGUCCAUCUUUUCGAUAGGGACUGUUCCGUGCAGAGAAGGCAUCAGAAGGUCGUCGAAGUGGCCCCAGCUAAGACCCUGCCGCUCGAAGUUCGUGACGCUAUCUUGACAGAUGCUGUCAAGUUGGCCAGAGUUUGUGGCUACAGAAACGCAGGUACCGCCGAGUUCUUGGUCGACAACGAAAACAGACAUUAUUUCAUCGAAAUCAACCCAAGAAUCCAAGUGGAACAUACUAUCACCGAAGAAAUCACUGGUAUCGAUAUUGUGUCUGCGCAAAUCCAGAUCGCUGCCGGUGCCUCUUUGCCCCAAUUGGGCCUGUUACAGGACAAAAUCUCUACCCGUGGGUUCUCCAUUCAAUGUCGUAUUACCACAGAAGACCCAUCGAAGAAUUUCCAGCCAGAUACUGGACGUUUGGAAGUCUACCGGUCUGCCGGUGGUAAUGGUGUCAGAUUGGACGGUGGUAACGCCUAUGCCGGUGCCACUAUCUCUCCUCAUUACGACUCCAUGUUGGUGAAGUGUUCAUGUUCCGGUUCCACUUACGAAAUCGUUCGUAGGAAAAUGAUCCGUGCCUUGAUCGAAUUCAGAAUCAGAGGUGUCAAAACCAACAUUCCUUUCCUUUUGACUCUUUUGACACAUCCAGUCUUCAUUGACGGUAGCUACUGGACAACGUUCAUCGAUGAUACCCCACAACUGUUCCAAAUGGUUUCCUCGCAAAACAGAGCGCAAAAACUAUUGCAUUAUUUGGCAGAUUUGGCCGUCAAUGGUCCUUCCAUCAAGGGCCAAAUUGGUUUGCCUAAGUUGAAAUCAACCCCAAGCGUCCCUCAUUUGCACGAUGCUGAAGGUAACAUUAUCAAUGUCGUUACUACGUCGCCACCAUCCGGAUGGAGACAAGUGCUACUAGAAAAGGGACCAGCUGAGUUUGCUAAACAAGUGAGACAAUUCAGCGGUACUCUAUUAAUGGAUACUACUUGGAGAGACGCCCAUCAAUCCCUGUUGGCCACAAGAGUCAGAACCCAUGAUCUGGCCACAAUCGCUCCAACUACCGCCCAUGCCCUAGCAGGCGCCUUUGCUUUAGAAUGUUGGGGUGGUGCCACUUUUGAUGUCGCUAUGAGAUUCUUGCAUGAAGAUCCAUGGGAACGUUUAAGAAAAUUAAGAGCAUUAGUGCCCAACAUUCCAUUCCAAAUGUUGUUGCGUGGUGCCAACGGUGUCGCCUACUCCUCCUUACCAGAUAAUGCCAUUGACCAUUUCGUCAAGCAAGCUAAAGAUAACGGUGUUGAUAUAUUCAGAGUCUUUGAUGCGUUGAAUGACUUGGACCAAUUAAAAGUUGGUGUAGAUGCCGUCAAAAAGGCUGGUGGUGUUGUUGAAGCUACUGUUUGUUACUCUGGUGACAUGCUUCAACCAGGUAAGAAAUACAACUUGGACUACUAUUUGGAAGUUGUUGAUAAAAUCGUUAAGAUGGGUACCCAUAUCUUAGGUAUUAAGGAUAUGGCAGGUACCAUGAAGCCAUCCGCCGCUAGAUUGUUAAUUGGUUCUUUGAGAACUAGAUAUCCUGAUUUACCAAUUCAUGUUCAUAGUCAUGACUCUGCUGGUACUGCAGUAGCAUCCAUGUCUGCAUGUGCUUUAUCUGGCGCCGAUGUUGUUGAUGUAGCCAUUAACUCGAUGUCUGGUUUGACUUCUCAAGCAUCCAUUAACGCUUUACUAGCUUCCUUAGAAGGUAACAUUGACACAGGAAUUAACAUUGAACAUGCUCGUGAAUUAGAUGCCUACUGGGCAGAAAUGAGACUGUUAUAUUCUUGCUUUGAAGCUGACUUGAAGGGUCCAGAUCCAGAAGUCUACCAGCAUGAAAUUCCAGGUGGGCAGUUGACUAACUUGCUAUUCCAAGCUCAACAAUUGGGUCUUGGUGAACAAUGGGCAGAAACUAAGAGAGCCUACAGAGAAGCGAACUACUUAUUGGGUGAUAUCGUUAAAGUCACUCCAACUUCCAAGGUUGUUGGUGAUUUGGCGCAAUUUAUGGUCUCAAAUAAACUAACUUCUGACGAUAUCAGACGUUUGGCUAAUUCUUUAGAUUUCCCUGACUCUGUCAUGGAUUUCUUUGAAGGUUUGAUCGGUCAACCAUACGGUGGGUUCCCAGAGCCAUUAAGAUCUGAUGUGCUGAGAAACAAGAGAAGAAAGUUGACAUGCCGUCCGGGUUUAGAGUUAGAGGCAUUCGACCUCAACAAAAUCAGAGAAGAUUUACAAAACAGGUUCGGUGACAUCGACGAAUGCGAUAUCGCUUCUUACAAUAUGUAUCCGAGAGUUUACGAGGAUUUCCAAAAGGUGAGAGAAACGUAUGGUGACUUAUCAGUACUACCAACCAAGAAUUUCUUAGCCCCAUCAGAGCCAGAUGAAGAAAUUGAAGUCACCAUUGAACAAGGUAAGACUUUGAUUAUCAAGUUACAAGCUGUUGGUGACUUAAACAAAAAGACUGGUCAAAGAGAAGUCUAUUUUGAAUUGAACGGUGAAUUAAGAAAGAUCCGUGUUGCGGAUAAGACUCAAAACAUACAAUCAGUUGCUAAGCCAAAGGCCGAUGUACAUGAUACCCACCAAAUCGGCGCACCAAUGGCAGGUGUCAUCAUAGAGGUUAAGGUACAUAAAGGUUCCUUAGUGAAGAAAGGUGAAUCAGUUGCCGUUCUGAGUGCCAUGAAAAUGGAAAUGGUUGUCUCUUCUCCAGCAGAUGGUCAAGUUAAAGAUGUCUUCAUUAAGGACGGUGAAAGUGUUGAAGCAUCAGAUUUGAUUGUUGUUUUAGAGGAUGAAACUCUGCCUCCAUCUAAAGAAAACUAA